Messenger RNA from Temnothorax curvispinosus, 828 nucleotides. RefSeq lists its product as uncharacterized. The record is from RefSeq and is a predicted model, not a curated record. Bases 1 to 828 code for a protein of 275 amino acids. NCBI's taxonomy places the organism in Eukaryota, Metazoa, Arthropoda, Insecta, Hymenoptera, Formicidae. The transcript has 3 exons.
AUGAUUGAAAGCAGCAAGGUGAACAAGGUGCUUGCAAUCCGAGUGGUUCAGAGAUCGGGGAAGACGGUUUCGCUAGACAGCCACAGUUAUACAUGCCUCUGUCCUUCAAUAUCUCAUCCGUCUUGUCCAUCAUCAUCCUCGUCACAUUCACUCGUCAAGGAUGUUUGUUCAAAAUAUUACCAAGAGAUCGGAGCAGAGAUGAUUAGCAACCAGCUGAUUAUUAGAUUGGAGAAAGAUAAAAACAAGUCAAAAAAGAAACGGGAAGAGUGGGACCCACCUUGCGACUGCAUAGAAAUUCAAAGGCCGACGAGCAAAACAGGCCCGAAAAUAAUCAACGCAGAUUAUGACGAUCGCAUUGUAUUUCGCGUUCACUCGGCAUUCCGUCUCCACGGAAAGGAAGAUCCUUAUAAAUCGCAAACUCUCGCCUAUAAAAUCGGAUCAUGCAGAGAUGGACAGGAUAUUCACCAAUGCAAAACCAUUACUGUCUAUCCUCAAUUUAGCUCCGGAACGCAAGAAGUAUAUAGCGAUCAUAUAACAGAGAGCACUCAGGAUAUCUUUUUACUUAGAAUUAAAAAGAAAGCGGAAUACUCUGAGCAGAAAGAUAGGAACGUUGAACUUGAACUCAGAACACCUAAACCACCUUCAAUACCGCCACCUGCACCUGCACCUGCGUCUGCAUUUGCAAUUGCACCACCUCAAACCGUUACCGCGGUAGAUGUAGAAGAUGAAAAGAAAUCGGACGUGAAAGAGGAAAUUCCAAAGCAGCCGACAAGCGCAAAAGAAAGAAAACACAAACGAAAGAAGAAAGGAAAAUUAUUGUCAGCUUAA